This is a messenger RNA of Theileria parva strain Muguga, 2910 nucleotides long. RefSeq lists its product as uncharacterized. NCBI's taxonomy places the organism in Eukaryota, Apicomplexa, Aconoidasida, Piroplasmida, Theileriidae. The coding region runs from base 1 to 2910 and encodes 969 amino acids. The record is from RefSeq and is a predicted model, not a curated record. The transcript has a single exon.
AUGUUGCUUUUAGUCAAAUUAUUGCUACUGUUCGGGCUUUUGGCUGCCCGGCCGCCAGUACACUCAGUAACACUCGAGCUGACUGAGUUGGACAACGACUUCUCCAAGACCACGCUAUCCUACUUCGUCUCAUCAACAAUGGUGAGAUUUGACGUGAAGGACGACAAGGUGGUCGAUAAAGUGACCCUGGACAACUUAAGUGUUUGGAGCCCCCCAGACGACACUGAGAAGUUGAGAUGUGCAAAAGUAAUAUAUAACGAAUUUGGCCCUAGACUAGUUCUGCUGGAUUCUAAAAGUAAGUAUGGAAAACAUGAACUGUUAUACUACAUAUAUACCCUCAACGGAUGGGUCUUGUUGAACAGUGUAAACCCGUUUAAUAUUUCUUUACAAGAAAAUGAAGUUGAAAAGGAACAUAAAUCGCCAUUACAUUUGGUUAAUGGAGAUGUUUACACUAAUUUUACUCAUAAACUUGGCAAAACUGAUGGUACCGUUGAUACAGUUAAGAAUUCAGUUGUCAAGACUCAACAAUUACCUAAAGCAGUUGAUAGUGGUAAAAGCAGUGAUUUGAGUAGUUUGGUAUUAGCUACAACUACAUCUGGUAACACAUCUGUUAAUACUGUUAACAGUAGUAAUACUGUUGAUGGCGUUGAUGGCGUUGAUAUAUUCGGAAUUUCAGGUGUUGACUUGUCGAAUGUGCCUGAGCCCCCAGUGUGUCGUAAGUGUACGUAUGUCGUGGACGGGAUAUUGUAUACAAUACACUAUUUCCAUUUUAAAACUAAGUUUAGAAGGGUGUACUACGAAGGGCAGCAGUUGUACGAAGUGCCAAAGGGGAAGCACCUUUCGGGUUCCUGCGUUUACUCUAGGAAUUCUAAGGUCAUUUUCGUUGAUUUUCUUCUGUCAAGCCCCGGAAAGACCCAUUUCGUGUACUUCGAACAUACCUCCGCUGGGUUUGUUAAGCUGCCAAAAGAAGAAUUUAAUGAAAGAUUGCAGAAGUACAAGUCCAUUCCAACAACAGUGGACCUCUCAACAUUUAACUCUAAAACAUACUCAGUCACCACUUCGAAGAGGUUGAAUAAGCGUAAAAUGGAUGAAUCAGUAUCUAAAGUGGACUGUAUGUUAUAUACUCCAAAUGAUGGAUAUGUGAUAAGAAGAGUAAUAGACGGGGAUUUAUUGGUGUUGGAGAGUGAUAACGACAUUUUGGAAGUGUUAUACUACAAUUUGGGAGGACAGAAAUUAUUAAGUAUGAUAUUGCAGGAAGGAGCAAACUUCCAAUAUGAGUAUUACACUUACUUUGGAGACUUAGGAAAAUGGUCAAAAUCGUCAGAGUACUUUUACUACAAGUUAAUCGAUGAAUAUGUUAAGAAAAGCGAGGGCAAAUUCUCACUAGACCUGAAGACCACCACUAACAACAAGUAUUUGAUAGUACAAAAAGACGGCUUUUUAAACCAUCUGAGUUACUUUCCAACCACAAGCGCUUUGGUUAAUGUUGUUUACGAUCAUGGCAGACUUGUUUGGACUGCCAGGAAACCGCGCGAGUCCUGCAUAUUCGUCUGGCACCAGUACCUGUAUAACUUGGUCUACGUGGUUUCCACCUGCGAUGGCCAGCACACUAACUAUCAUUACCAGAAAAAUGGAGAAACCUGGUCCUUUAUCGCUUACGAAGAGUUUAGGCGCCGUUUCUCCUUCAUCUACUCCACCAACGACGUUUUGGACUUGAAGGAUAACUUUGUCGGGUUUGAUGUCACGGAGAACGGAAACGCCUUCACAAUUAAGCCUAAGCACUUCCACCUCAUAAGCAAGGUGACUUAUGGCUCUGUCGUACUCUGGAAUUCCUUGCCAAACUUAAAGUGCUUUUCAGCUAAGAUCAUAUAUGGCGCUAACUCAACCCAGGCUUACCUCUACCUAAAGGAUUACGAAGGCCGCACAUUCACUACUCUUUAUAAAACUGUAGAUAACGAUUUCACUAAAUGGGAGUUAUCGUACUCCGAAACUGCUACUCUCGAUGAAGUUGGUACUCUCCCAACUAAUGUUAAGGUAGAGAACUUUAAGGAUAAAGUAGAAAAUAAAGUAGAGGAUUCAGUCGGAAAUGCACUUGAAAAUGCAGAGAAGUUAGAGAAACUAGAGUACAGGUUAGAGAAAUUGGAGGACAAUUUAGAGAAAGUGGAGGAGAAAUCUGAUAAUGCCACCGUUGAUACUACUGAUAAAGUGGAGGAAAAUGCGGAGAAAGAAGAUAAAUUAGAUAGUAAGCUUGAGCUUACUGAUAAAGUAGAAAAUAGAGAUGAAAAUACACUCGAAAAUACUGUUGAUAAAGAUGAAAAUAGAGAUGAUAAUACAGUAGAAAAUACUGUUGAUAAAGUUGAUAAUACACUUGAAAACACUCUUGAUAAAGAUGAAAAUACAGUUGAAAAUACUGUUGAUAAAUUAGAUAGUAAGCUUGAGGCUACUGACAAAGUAGAUGAUAAGGCUGAUGUUGAUAAAUCUGUUGAGACAGUAGAAACUACUGUUGAUAAUGGUGAUAAAGUUGUUGAAACAGUUGAAAGUAUUGUUAAAUUGGUUGAUGUAGUUGACGGGUAUUUGGGUGGAGUAUUUGAUUUACAAAAAAUGAAGAAAACGGAGUACGGAGAUUAUGUUGAUGCCAGAAAGUAUGGCUUAAAUUAUUUGUUGUUUACACCUCACCCCGGUUACCCAGUGAGGGAUUUGAGAGAUGGACUUGAAACCAUAUGGAAGUCUUCCACACAAGAGUGCGUUGCGCUCUCAGUUUUCCUAAGGGACGAUGCCCCAGUCAUGGUAGAACUGUUUGUCAAAUGCAGUGUGGAAGUCUCGAGGAAAUUCUUCCAACUUAAAUUUAAUCGCUGGUACCCUGUAGACUCACACACAUACGACAUACUAACAGAUUCACUACAAAACUGA